AUGGAUACAAACGCCUUUGGGAGGUUGUGUAUUAUGCUUCAGCAGACUGGUGACGUUGUGGAUGGUCGAUGGUUCGAGCAUUGGAGGUCAGGGUAUACUGUUUCCAAGUAUGUCCAUGUUGUCUUGAGGGCUGUGAUUAAGCUUCAUCGUAGAUUCUGGGUGGUGCCCGAUGCUGUGGGUGACGACUGUGAGGAUCACAGAUGGAAAUGGUUCAAGGGGUGUCUGGGAGCCCUUAAUGGCACGUACAUCAACGUGCAAGUUCCUAAUGCUGACAAGCCUCGCUACCGCUCACGAAAGGGUCGGAUUUGCACUAAUACCCUAGCCGCUUGUGAUCGUAGUACGAGAUUCGUUUACAUUCUCGCCGGUUGGGAAGGCUCCGCUGGGGAUGCUCGUGUCCUAAGGGAUGCCGUUAAUCGUGAGUAUGGCUUCAAAGUUCCACGAGUGGAUCCCCUCGACGCCCUCGCCGACGUAUAUGACGAAGACUUAGUCGCGGAGGCGGACGACCCCAAUGUCCCUGGAGAGUAUAUAGAUUCUGUGGAGCCCUCCAAUGCGUGGACACAAAUGCGAGACAACUUAGCGGGUUCUAUGUGGGAUGAAGUAUUUACAUAA
Salvia splendens (bonfire salvia) is the source of this 609-nucleotide messenger RNA. RefSeq lists its product as uncharacterized. The record is from RefSeq and is a predicted model, not a curated record. The transcript is spliced from 4 exons. The coding region runs from base 1 to 609 and encodes 202 amino acids. NCBI's taxonomy places the organism in Eukaryota, Viridiplantae, Streptophyta, Magnoliopsida, Lamiales, Lamiaceae.